CACAAACCUUUUGGAGUUCAUUGAGAGUGUCAACAAGUGUGUGGAUCAAGGUGAUCCAGUUGCCAUAGUAUACCUGGACUUCCAAAAAGCUUUCGACAAAGAUCCUCAUCAAAGACUCUUGAGAAAACUUAGCAGUCAUGGGAUAAGGGGACAAGUGCAUGUGUGGGUUGUUAACUGGUUGAAUGACAGAAAACAGAGGGUAGGGAUAAAUGGAGAGUUUUCACAAUGGAGGGAAGUAAGAAGUGGGGUCCUCCUGGGAUCUGUACUGGGACCGGUGCUUUUUAAUUUAUUCAUAAAUGAUCUAGUAGCAGGGGUAUAAGCAAGGUGGCCAAAUUUGCAGAUGAUACCAAAGUCUUUUGGGUAGAGAAAUCCAAAACUGAUUGCGAGGAGCUCCAAAAGGAUCUCUCCAAACUGCGUGAGUUGGCGACAAUGGCAAAUGCGCUUCAGUGUUGGCAAGUAUAAAGUGGUGCACAUUGGGAUGAAAAACCUCAAUUUCAAGUACAUGCUGAUGAGAUCUGAGCUGCUGGUGACUCACCAGGAGAUGGAUAUUGGAGUCAGGGUGGACAGUUGGUUGAAAGUGUCCACUCAAUGUGCGGCAGCUGUGAAAAAGGCCAAUUCCAUGCUAGAGAUCAUUAGGAAGGGGACUGAAAAUAAAACAGCUAAUAUUAUAAUGCCCUUAUACAAAACUAUGGUGCAACCAUACUUGGAGUACUGUGUACAAUUCUGGUUACCACAUCCUAAAAAAGACAUUGUAGAACUGGAAAAGGUGCAGAAGAGGGCAACCAAGUUAAUCGGGGACCUACAGUAGAGCACUUUCCUUAUGAGGCAAGGCUACAACAACUGGGGCUAGUUAGUUUAGAAAAAACAUGACUGAGGGGAGACAAUAGAGGUCUAUAAAAUCAUGCAUGUUGUGGAAAACGUGGAUAGACAGAAAUUCUUCUCUCUCUCAUAUAACACUAGAACCAGGGCUCAUCCUAUGAAAUUGAUUGACAGGAAAUCUAGGACCAGUAAAUGGAGGUACUUUUUCACACAACACAUCAUCUAGACCCAUUUUAAACUGGCUUCCAGGCUGGCUAUGGGGUGGAGACUGCCUUGGUCGGCAGAGGAAAUGUGACUCUGUUGGUCCUUUUGGACCUCUCGGUGGCUUUCGAUACUAUCGACCAUAGUAUCCUUCUGGAGUGUCUGAGGGGGUUGGGUUCGGUACGGUGUCCCUCAGGGCUCCGUAUUGUCUCUGAUGUUGUUUAACAUCUACAUGAAACCGCUGGGAGAGAUCAUCAAGAGAUUUGGUGCAGGGUGCUAUCAGUAUGCUGAUGACACUCAAAUCUAUUUCUCCAUGUCAGCAUCAUCGGAAGAAGGCAUAACCUCCCUAAAUGCCUGUCUGGAGUUUGUAAUGGGCUGGAUGAGGGAUAACAAACUGAGACUGAAUCCGGCCAAGAUUGAGUUACUCAUUGUCCGGGGUUGGAACUCGAGAGAUGAUUUUUAUCUGCCUGUUCUGGAUGGGGUCACACUUCCCCAGAAGGAACAGGUACGCAGUCUGGGGGUGCUUCUGGUGUCCCAGGUUGAAGCAGUGGCCAGAGGUACCUUCUAUCAGCUUUGGCUGAUAUGCCAGCUGCGUCCAUAUCUUGAGAUAGAUGACCUCAAAACAGUGGUACAUCUGCUGGUAACCUCCAGAUUGGAUUAGUGUAAUGCGCUCUAUGUGGGGCUGCCCUUGUACGUAGUCCAGAAACUACAGUUGAUUCAGAAUGCAGCAGCCAUGCUGGUCUCUGGGUCAUCUAGGAGAGACCAUAUUACUCCUGUAUUGAAGGAGUUAUACUGGCUGCCGAUAUGUUUCUGGGCAAAAUACAAGGUGUUAGUUAUAACCUAUAAAGCCCUAAGCAGCUUGGGCCCUGGGUAUUUAAGAGAACGUCUUCUUCAUUAUGAACCUCACCGCCCUUUCAGAUCAUCGGGAGAGGUCCGUCUGCAUUUGCCACCGGCUCAUCUGGUGGCUACUCAGGGAUGGGCCUUCUCCGUUGCUGCCCUGAGGCUUUGGAAUGCACUCUCUAGUGUAAUAAGAGCCUCCUCAUCUCUGACAAUUUUUAAAAAGUCUUUAAAGAUGCAUCUGUUUUAAUUGUUUUUAAUGUUGUUUUAGAAUAUUGUUUUAAAUUUUUUAAAUUGUUUUUUAAAUUUCUUGUUUGUGUUAUUAACUAAUGUUUUAAUGUUUUAUCUUGUUGUAAACCGCCCAGAGACGUAAGUUUUGGGCGGUAUAAAAAUAUGUUAAAUUAAUAAAUAAAUAAUCGACUUGUGAAAUUCUCUGCCACAAAAUGUGGUGACAGCCAACAACCUGAAUGGCUUUAAGAGUGGUUUGGAUAACUUCAUGGAGGAGACGUCUAUCAACGGCUACCAUUUGGAGGGCUAUAGGCCACCUCCACUCUCAAAGGCAGGAUGCCUCUGAGUACCAGUUGCAGGGGAGUAGCAGCAGUAGAGAGGGCAUGCCCUCAACUCCUGCCUGUGGCUUCCAGCAGCAUCUGGUGGGCCACUGUGUGAAACAGGAUGCUGGACUAAAUGGGCCUGUGUCUGAUCCAGCAAGGCUGUUCUUAUGUUCUUAAAGCUUUAAAAGCAAACAACAAAACUCUGCAAGUUCUCUGAAAGGAGAACUUCCUAGGAAACAAAGAGGGAGUGGUACAAGAGUCCUUCUCAGAAACAGUUGCAUGAAGAGGGUGGCCCUUGAAUGAACUUCAGGCUCACUCUUACCUGGAAAUAAAAACCAGGCCAUGGAGUGGAGAUAGUGACAGAUCCCAGGAUGCAGUGAAAUGAGAAUCACUUCUCAUUUUUAUAUCAGUUGCAGAUCACUGAGUGGAGCAAUGCCGUUCCACUUACAGUACACCCCCAGAAAGAUAAUAGUGUAUUGCUCUGCAUGCCCUACUUUUCUGCAUGUCACAAUGAGCUGGUCAUCUGCAAGAAAAAUGGUUAUAUGCCAUCUGUUGAAAAUGACUGGAGGCUAGAUCAGUAUGCGUGUAUCCUAAGGGAUCAGCCCUGUCCAAGUGCACAAUUGUCGUCUUUAGAACUGGUCACCAAGUAAUGGGAUGUUGGUUGCAAGAAUCCACUGUAGAGCCACCUGUCCGUGCAGUCUUUCUGAUGACUGUCCAUUCUACUUGAAACAGAUAACUGUACAGCCGUAGCCAGGUGUUCACUGCUUGACAGCAAAUGUACGGUCAUUUUCACAGCAAGUUUUAAUCCUGAUUGCAAGGAUAUGAGAAAUUGCCCUUUAAUCCUCAUUAACAUAUGUUGAAUGCAUAGUUGAGAUACCUGAUAGAGAAUGGAAGGUUGUGUGCUGUUUAAUUUGACUUUCUUUUCCUUUUUGUCGGAGAUUUACAACAUAUUUAAACCAACAGCUAUGCAACUGAAAAGGAAAAUGUCUGAUCUCAGGUGCCAGGAAAGUACCGAGUGAUUGGAGGUAUAAUUUCGCCAGUUAGUGAUGACUAUGGAAAGCAAGGAUUGGCUGCAGCGAAGCAUCGGAUAAAAAUGGCUCAGUUUGCCUUGGAGACAUCAGAGUGGAUCAGAGUGGAUCCGUGGGAGAGUGAACAAGGUCAAUGGAGUGAGACUGUAACAGUUCUGAGACACCAUUACAAAGAACUGCUUAAAUCACACCAUAUCAGGAAACUGCCUGGGGAGAACAAUUGGCCCAUAGAAAAAGCUGCCGGGGCAUCGCUUGCUUCAUCACUCUCAGGUUUGUUAAUGCUAUAUGAGGAUCUGGGUUAUGAAAACCUGGCGCCUUGUCCUCUGGAGGAGAGGACACAAACACCAGAAAUGCCUGCAGAUUUCAAUGGAUACUGGAAAAUGCUCAGCAAUGAUAAUUUUGAGGAGUAUUUGAAAGCACUGGAUGUAAAUAUUGCCUUGAGGAAAAUAGCCAACAUGCUUAAACCUGACAAAGAGAUAAUCCAGGAUGGAGAUCAUAUGAUAAUUAAAACGCUAAGUACUUUUAAAAACUACAUCAUGGAUUUUGAUAUAGGGAAAGAAUUUGAGGAGGAUUUAACUGGGCUGGAUGAUCGCAAAUGCAUGACCUGUGUGACGUGGGAUGGAGAUAAACUUCUUUGUGUACAGAAAGGAGAAAAAGAAGGCCGUGGCUGGACCCAGUGGGUUGAAGGAGAUGAAAUGCACUUGGAAAUAAGAGCUUGUGGUGUCAAGUGCAAGCAAGUGUUUAAGAAGGUACAGUGAGGAGCCUGGCCAGCCUGCUUCUGCCAGUGAGGAGCCCAAGGAGGUCGAACAGAAAGGAUGAGCCUGCUGCCAAACCUAAAGCAACUGAUCCCGCUCAAUCUUCUUCUUGUCCCUUUUACAUCUAGAAAAGAGGCUACAGCUGGCAUCUGCCCAUGCGACACUGGAAUAGUGUAGAGGCCUUUGUUGCACGUAUGAUUUUUUAAAAAAGAUAUACUUGAAUCUAAAUGAACAUAAAAGUUCAGAUUAAAGUUAAUGAAGCCUGGA
Hemicordylus capensis (graceful crag lizard) is the source of this 4458-nucleotide messenger RNA. RefSeq names its product retinol-binding protein 1. Gene Ontology annotation, cellular component: nucleus; mitochondrion; cytosol. The record is from RefSeq and is a predicted model, not a curated record. NCBI's taxonomy places the organism in Eukaryota, Metazoa, Chordata, Lepidosauria, Squamata, Cordylidae. The transcript has 8 exons. The coding region runs from base 3502 to 4194 and encodes 230 amino acids. Gene Ontology annotation, molecular function: fatty acid binding; nicotinate-nucleotide adenylyltransferase activity; nicotinamide-nucleotide adenylyltransferase activity. Gene Ontology annotation, biological process: NAD+ biosynthetic process; vitamin A metabolic process; retinoic acid biosynthetic process.